CUCGCUGGUGUCUCGGCGGAUAGAAAGAAGAAGCCCGAGCAGGUUCGCUGCUCAGCUGAAGCGAUGGAGCCUCAGCAGCACUGCUAUUAAACAUGGAUCUUUCAGCGCCGUCUCCUACAACGCCUUGACCCAACCGGGAAACACUUGGAAGCUUCUUUCCCGACACAAUUCAGCGCAGUGACACUGAUCUGAGCGAGCAUCCUCUUCUUUUAUUCACACAGAGUCCACAUCAGUCUAGCGGCAGGACAUCAGGCAUGCUCUGGUUCAUCGAGGACUUCCAACCAACAGACUACCAGAGAGGUUAUGCAUCCACAUGGAAGCGAGUGAUGCGAAGAAGACAGUUUGAGUUGGAGUAAAAUGAUGAAGGCAAAAAGCACAAACCAAGCAGAGACGAUGCCACAAGUUCAGCGUCUGCAAAUCUAAAUGAAUCCAUCCAUGACGAGGCGACGGCUGAACUUACUCCCUCUGCUUUGGAAUUGAAACCACAGCGACGUCACCUCCUCUUUUCUUCAGAGAUGACUCGCAGGGAAGCGCCGAUGGCCUGCAGGUGGGGCAUGGCAACGAGCACCCUGCUUUGGUCUGCGGCCAUUGUGUAUUUGAGCCAUGUGGGCCACGUCAGCGCAGACUGCUGGCUAAUUGAGGGCGAAAAGGGCUUCGUGUGGCUCGCCAUCUGUAGCCAAAACCAACCGCCUUAUGAGGCCAUCCCACAGCACAUCAACAGCACCAUUGUGGACCUUCGCCUGAAUGAGAACAAGAUAAAAAGUAUUCACUAUUCAGCCCUCAGCCGCUUUGCCAACUUGACCUACCUGAAUCUGACUAAGAAUGAGAUAUCCUACAUUGAGGAUGGGGCCUUUUCCGCUCAGUUUAACUUACAAGUUCUUCAAAUGGGCUUCAACAAGUUACGGAACCUGACAGAGGGGAUCCUCAGAGGACUCGGAAAGCUGCAGUACCUCUACCUCCAGGCCAACCUGAUAGAGACUGUGACACCCAAUGCCUUUUGGGAGUGCCCCAACAUCGAGAACAUCGACCUGUCCAUGAACCGCAUUCAGCAGCUGGAUGGCUCCACGUUCACCAGCUUGACUAAGCUGAGCACCUGCGAGCUUUACACAAAUCCCUUCAAUUGCUCUUGUGAAUUACUGGGCUUUGUCAAGUGGCUCUCUGUGUUCCCCAACAGGACCAACGAGCGGAUGGUCUGCGACUCCCCAAGUGGUGUUUCUGGUUAUAGUCUGCUCAGCCAGAACCCGAACAACCCCACGUAUCGAAAUGCUCUCUACAUGCUCACCACUGUGUGCACCGACGACUACGUCACACCAUUUUUCCCCCUACCCCUCGAGCCAACAACACCUCCACCAGACUUUACCCUUUGUGGGCUGGAGGACUGUCCAUCUGGGACAGAACCAGAAGACAUAAUUCCAAACAACAUUAGUACAACCAACAACGAAGUGGAAGCUAAUCCUCUAAUGAAACUGAAGCAGGUGUCCAACACAGGUGCCACCAUUACAGUCCAGAUUCCCUUUCCAUUCAAAAAGAUGUACAUCCUCGUUCUGUACAACAACAGCUUUUUCAUGGACAUCCAACCCUUGAAUGAAAUAAAGCAGGACAUUGACCUUAAGAACCUCAAACCCCACACAAACUACACGUACUGUGUUGCUUCCAUUCGUAACUCACUGAGACACAACCACACUUGUCUGACAAUCACCACUGGGCCCUGGAAGGGCAAGUCGAGGGACUCAAACAAUACAACUGCCACUCAUUACAUCAUGACCAUCCUGGGCUGCCUCUUCAGCAUGGUUAUCUUUCUAGGGGUGGUUUACUACUGCUUGCGACGGAAGCGCCAACAAGAUGAAAAGCACAAAAAAGCAGGGAGCUUGAAGAAAAACAUAAUGGAGCUGAAGUAUGGGCAAGAACUGGAGGGGGGGACUAUUUCUCGCAUGUCCCAGAAGCAGCUGCUGUCCGGGGAGAGCAUGGCAGCGCGUAUGCCCUACCUACCCUCUGCAAGUGAAAUGGAGCAGUACAAAUUUCAAGAAAUAAGCGAAACUCCCAAAAUGAUGAAGGGAAGUUACAUGGAGGUGAGAAGCCUGGACCACCAUGAACGCAGGGAGUGUGACAUGGGGAUGGCUGGGAACAGCCAGGGCUCCGUGGCAGAGAUUUCCACCAUUGCAAAGGAGGUGGACAAAGUCAACCAGAUCAUCAACAACUGUAUUGAUGCUCUCAAGUCGGACUCCACUUCUUAUCAAGGGGUAAGAUCUGGAGCAGUGUCCAACGCAGAGCCCCAGUUGGUGCUCAUAUCGGAGCAGCCGCAGAACAAAUCUGGCCUUCUGUCCCCUCCGUAUCAGGACAGCUACCACCAUUCCCUGCAGAGACAUCGCUCCUCGGAUGCCUCGCCAAAAAGGCCCAGCACUGCCUCAGGAAUGCGAAGCCCCAGGCCUUACCGCACCGAAUCCAGGUACAUAGAGAAAACCUCCCCGACGGGGGAGACCAUCCUAACGGUAACGCCCGCCGCCGCCAUUCUGAGGGCGGAAGCGGAGAAGAUCCGUCAAUAUGGCGACCACCGCCACUCUUAUCCCGACGCUCAAAUCGAAGAGCUGGAAGGACCCGACGGCAUCAAGUCGCCCAUGCUGGAGCCUCUCUCACACUCUCGCUCUAGAGACUUGGCGUACUCCCAGCUGCCAUCGCAGUACCACAACCUGAGCUACUCAUCCAGUCCCGAAUACUACUGCAAACCUUCGCACAGCAUCUGGGAGCGCUUCAAGCUGCACCGUAAACGGCACAAAGACGACGAAUACAUGGCGGCGGGCCACGCGCUCCGCAAGAAGGUACAGUUUGCAAAGGAUGAGGACCUGCAUGAUAUUUUAGACUACUGGAAAGGCGUCUCGGCCCAGAAUAAAUCAUAACCUCCAUAGGUCUUUUUAAACGUGGACUUUAAAGAUAUUACACAAGAACCUCAUCAGACUAUCCAUCAAUGGAUUCUUCCACACCCUAAAUCACACAUGUUGUCUUUUGUCUGUGAGGGGGAAAUCUUUCAAAUUUGUCAUAUUAUGUAAAGAAUCUAUUAAAGAGAAAACAUACUGCUAAUUAUUAAGAAUAAUAAUAUAUAUGUUACAAUGAAUUAUAGGUUUUUGGAUAUCGCAUGGCCAAGUCCUGUGAAAGUGGAUUUGCUGUUGUGUAAUAUGAAAACUAUUCUAUGAAACUUGUUUACUGAAACCUCAAUUUUUCUUAAUCUGGACUCUCUUUUUUUUUUUUUAAGAAAAAUCCCUGCAUAUGUUUAGUUUAUCCACUAUGUACAGAUAUGGUUGUCUUUAUUUACUUUGCUGUGUAUGAAUCAGACACAUAUUAAGAAUAUCUUUUCCCACUUGAAGUCAGUUUUUGUUGUUUUCUGGACUUUUACACGUGUUUAUACUUUACAAAAAGAUGUUUUGUUUUGUUGUUUUUUUUUAUUAAAUCACACGUAUGAAGGUUUCAUUCAUCAGAAUCACAAAAGAAAUUCUAAUUUUAUGACCAAAGUAGAAAAACUGUUUACAAUAUUCCUGCACGGUCUGGGAAUGAUAUGAGCAUUUUUUUCAAAAGUAUUUGUAUCCGCUCCUUUGAAAGUGAAAAGAUUAUCUGGGAAUUGGGCUAUGGGAAUCAUAUCUCAUAGAGGAAGUGGAAGGACAAUGACAGCACUUCCCUGCUAGCGAGCCCGAUGGAUGAAUGUAACAUACAAAAAUGUGUCGAUGGCAGCUUUUAUGUAUAUUUUACAGGAGUAUUUAUAGAGAUAAACUAAUGUUUUUUUUUUCUUUGCUUCCAGUGUACUAUACUGCAUAAUGUCUGACGUCGGGGUGGGAAAAAGUAGUUUGUUACUCCGAUGGGCCUUGUGUUGCUUGCUGAAAGAUUUCAUCUUUUUGAAUAAAACUGUGAGGCUGUUA
Messenger RNA from Dunckerocampus dactyliophorus (ringed pipefish), 3905 nucleotides. RefSeq names its product extracellular leucine-rich repeat and fibronectin type III domain containing 1a (gene elfn1a). The record is from RefSeq and is a predicted model, not a curated record. NCBI's taxonomy places the organism in Eukaryota, Metazoa, Chordata, Actinopteri, Syngnathiformes, Syngnathidae. Bases 516 to 2894 code for a protein of 792 amino acids. The transcript has 3 exons. Gene Ontology annotation, cellular component: plasma membrane. Gene Ontology annotation, molecular function: protein binding.